AUGGCGCCAACAGCAUCCACCCCUUCUGGCCAGAAAGACCAAAGCAUUCCCACAACGCGUUACCAUUCCACCUCGAGUGCUCUUGGCAAACUAUACCAACCAUUCAAAUGUCCCGGCGCAGCUUGUCCAAGGACUUCUUCGUCGGACAGAUCAUCACGGAAACGGAGGAGGGUAGACUAUUCUGGUACAGAUGGUGAUUCCUCGGAAGACAAGUCCUACACCAACAAUGAUCGUUUAGCUCUCGCAACACGGGAUGUCAAUAAAUACCCCGUCUACAGAGCGAAAGAGAAGCACCUUGUCUUUCGCAAGGCAUUUUCUGUGCCCCUCAAGGAUAAGAGUACCGCUUCAUACAACCCAAACAGACCGCCUCCCACUUUGGGCUUAAGGCAAGGCGCUGUGGUUUCUCCGAGGCCGUUGCAUGAUCCAAGUGGCGAGUUCGCGAUCGUAUUAUAUGAUCCUACGGUUGAUGGAAAACCCGACAACAGUCAGGAGUCCGAGAAGCUGAAUACUACAGCAAAUGACAUUCAGAAGCCGCAAUUGGAUGCCCCACUAGUCCAUAAAAGCUUAGCAGAAAUUCUGGGCAUCAGAAAGAAAGUGACCAAAGAACAGCCUCAGGUACCUGUUGUUUUAGAUCCAAAGCUCGCAAAGAUUCUUCGUCCGCAUCAAGUUGAAGGCGUCAAGUUCAUGUAUCGCUGUGUUACUGGAAUGAUUGAAGAGAAGGCGAACGGCUGCAUUAUGGCCGAUGAAAUGGGAUUGGGGAAGACACUGCAAUGCAUAACUCUUAUGUGGACUUUACUUAAACAGUCGCCUGAAGCGGGAAAGCCGACAAUUCAAAAGGCAAUCGUUGUUUGUCCAGCAAGUUUGGUCAAAAAUUGGGCGAAUGAGCUGACCAAAUGGCUUGGUGCUAAUGCCAUCACGCCGUUUGCUAUCGACGGAAAAGCUUCAAAGGAAGAAUUAACAAGACAACUCCGACAAUGGGCCAUUGCAUCUGGUCGAUCAGUUACCAGGCCAGUUAUAAUUGUGUCAUACGAAACCCUCAGGCUCAAUGUUGAGCAGUUGAAGCACACCAAAAUUGGUUUGCUCUUUUGCGACGAGGGUCACCGACUCAAAAAUAGCGACAGUAACACUUUCAAUGCACUGAACAGCCUUGACGUUUCUCGAAGGGUUAUUCUCACCGGAACGCCGAUUCAGAAUGAUCUCACGGAGUACUUCUCCCUUACAAGCUUUGCUAAUCCAGACUUGCUGGGAUCACGUUUAGAAUUCCGAAAACGAUUUGAAAUUCCAAUUCUACGUGGGCGAGAUGCGGAUGCUUCCGAAUCAGAUCGCCAGCGUGGAGAUGUGUGCACAGCAGAGCUUCUCGGAAUAGUGAACAAAUUCCUUAUCCGCAGGACCAACGAUAUACUGUCAAAGUAUUUACCCGUCAAGUACGAACACGUGGUGUUUUGCAGUGUCUCUCCAUUUCAGGAAAGCCUGUACAAUUACUUCAUCACUAGUCCGGACAUCCAAGCGUUGCUCCGAGGGAAAGGAAGCCAGCCACUGAAAGCCAUCAAUAUCUUGAAGAAGCUAUGCAAUCACCCGGAUUUGCUUAAUCUGAGUGACGAUCUGCCUGGGUCUGAAUGCUGUUUCCCUCCAGAAUACAUACCGAAAGAGGCUCGUGGUCGAGACCGUGACGUAAGACCUGAGUACUCGGGGAAGAUGAUGGUGCUAGAUCGAAUGCUGGCUCGGAUACGUCAAGAUACCAACGACAAAAUUGUGCUCAUUAGUAACUAUACAUCAACAUUAGAUCUAUUUGAGCGCCUAUGCCGGUCUCGAGAGUAUGGUUGUCUUCGACUAGAUGGCACGAUGAACGUGAACAAGCGCCAAAAACUUGUGGAUCGCUUCAACGACCCGAAUGGCGAAGAGGUUGUCUUCUUGCUCAGCAGCAAGGCGGGUGGAUGCGGCAUCAACCUAAUUGGAGCAAACCGCUUGGUACUUUUUGAUCCCGAUUGGAACCCUGCCGCCGACCAGCAAGCAUUAGCCCGAGUCUGGCGUGAUGGCCAGAAGAAAGACUGCUUCGUUUAUCGUUUCAUUGCAACUGGUACGAUAGAGGAGAAGAUCUUUCAACGUCAAUCGCACAAGCAAAGUUUGUCAUCUUGUGUUGUUGACUCGGCGGAAGAUGUUGAAAGGCAUUUCUCCCUUGACAGUCUCCGAGAGCUAUUCCAGUAUCGCCCAAAUACCACAAGCGACACGCAUGACACGUUUAAAUGCAAGAGAUGCAAGCCAAAUGGCAAGCAGCACGUAAAGGCUCCAGCAACCCUGUACGGAGACACAAGCACCUGGAAUCACUUUGUCAAUACAUGUCUACAGUCCAUUCAAGAUCUGCUUUUGAGGCAGGAACAUGGUCUGGGGCAAGUUUCAGCGGUUUUCCAGUAUAUAUCACACUAG
Molecule: messenger RNA, 2424 nt
Organism: Metarhizium brunneum ARSEF 3297
Lineage: Eukaryota; Fungi; Ascomycota; Sordariomycetes; Hypocreales; Clavicipitaceae
Gene: rhp54
Product: DNA repair protein rhp54
Biological process (GO): double-strand break repair via synthesis-dependent strand annealing; reciprocal meiotic recombination
Cellular component (GO): nucleus
Molecular function (GO): DNA translocase activity; ATP binding; hydrolase activity, acting on acid anhydrides
Source: RefSeq, a predicted model, not a curated record